AUGGCCAACAGAGAGGACUAUACCAAUGAAUCCACCUAUUUGGCCGAGCAUGUCAUAGAAUGUAUAUACUCUUCUUUCGAUUUGGGAAAAUUUGUUAUCGAGUACAACCUUAAAUCUCAUCAAGUCCCCACUUCCGUCAUCUGUUUGGAAAGCAUCAGAGACAGUUUCUAUUGAGAAGUAAGAAUACUCACGUGGACCGAAUUCAUACCAGAGAUUGGUAUAGUCGAUUACUUUGUUCAGUCUAACUUUUAUGGUCUUUUCAAUAAUAAAGUUUUCCAUAAAAUGAUAAGAGAAAUCAUUCUAUAAACUGGACAUUCAUAUAACGAGGGUCAAAUAUCAUCCAUGGAACUGUAUCUUUCCUAGAAAGACCCCCAACACUGAUUUUAAAAGCCUUCGUCGUAUAUAUUAUGCAUUUCUGGGUCUCUGAUGAUGUUAUUUAGAGACAACAUUUGAACUAAUAAAAGUGCCUCCUCUACCAUAAACUUGACUGGUUUGUGUUAUUGUGUACCAAGCUACAGCAAAGAAGGAAAGUAUACUAAUCAUUCCUCCAAAUGUUGUUUUGAAGUGAGUAUUUCCAUUAAAAUUUAAAGAUAUAGGAACUCCAUACAUAUCAAUUGACGCAAAUGCUUUGGUAACGCAUUUACUAAUCUUCCA
Moneuplotes crassus is the source of this 654-nucleotide messenger RNA. NCBI's taxonomy places the organism in Eukaryota, Ciliophora, Spirotrichea, Euplotida, Euplotidae. The record is from the annotation of a GenBank genome assembly.